AUUUUAUCCUGCUAGGCGGCAUGGAAGAGUUUUGGAGUGCUGGAAGGAUCAGUGGUAGCUCGUGAUUGAACUGUGUUGAAGGAAGCAAAGGGGUGGUAGUAGAUAGGUACAGAAUGCCAAGAGUCUGACGUCGAACCGCAACUUUUCGGUCUGGACUCUUUCCCGCGACAACUUUCUCUGUUUCAACCACCACGAGCCUGUUCUACGACUGGAUUCCAAUAUAUUACCCAUGGAUCUACACUGAUACCAAUACCUUUCACCCUUAGCAACCACAGAAGACCCUAAACACACCAACCCUUUCUCUUCUCCCCUCUCCUCCCAUCAUGAACAACGACCAAUUCCGCCGCCUGGUCCUCGACAACCCAACUUCCAAACCCACCAAAACCAGCCCAGAUGGAUCCUCUACAAGUCAUGAGCAGCGCAAUAGCAUCGGCGGAGCCACUCCCGCCGGCGCAUUAGGGUCACGCCUUCGAUCCAACAUCCCCAUGACACCUCGCUCCCUCACAAAUGUCGACUUUGCUCGCCAAUUAGCCGAAUACCGACGCGAAGCCCAACCCGCUCCGAAACGAUUCAAAUCCUCCGCCGCCCCUAAAGGCACGAAGCUACCAACCGGAUACCAAGAUCGCGCUGCGCUGCUCCGCCAACAGGAAGAUGAGGCAGCGGAGGGAAACGAUCUGGAGAAGCGCGUGAAGGCGCUAGAGGAGAUGGUGAAGUUGGGACAGAUCGAUCAAGCGACGUUUGAGAAGUUGCGCGGGGAUAUGGGCGUUGGUGGUGAUUUGGGGAGUACGCAUAUGGUUAAGGGGUUGGAUUGGGCUUUGUUGAAGAGGGUUAAGGAGGGCGAGGAUGUUUCAGAAGUGAAGGAGAAGGUGGAAGAGAAGGAGGAGGUGGACGACCUGGAUGAUGAGUUGGAUAAGGUGUUAGGGGAGAAGGGGGAGGGUGUGGAUGCGUUGCCGGAUGCGCCAAAGGAGAAGGAGAAGAAGAAAGGGUCUAUGGCUCCGCCGCCACAGAAGAAAUCCAGAGAUGAGAUUCUGAAAGAGCUAAAGGCGAGUCGUGCCGCUGCUGCGGCUGCGGCUGCGGAGGCGAAGGCGGCAGAGCUGGCAUUGGGAACCAAGUUCAAGAGGAUUGGGAGCGAGUCCAAGGUUGAGAAAAAGCGAUGGGUGGAGCAGGAUGAGAAUGGGAGACGGAAGGAGAUUCUACAAAUAACGGACGCGGAGGGCAAGACAAAGAGGAAGGUGAGAUGGUUGGAUAAGCCUGGUGAGGCCGGUGGUACGCCUGCUGGGUUGCUGGUGCCGGAUAAGGAUGCGAAGCCGCUCGGUAUGGAGGUUCCGGCUGAAUUCGCAUCAAAGGCUGCUCCGCCGCCGGAGGAAGAGGAUGAUGACAUCUUUGCGGGCGUUGGGGAUGAUUACAAUCCGCUUGGUGAUAUUGGGGAUGAUGACGAUUCAUCAGAUGAGAGUGAGGAUGGCGAGGUGGUCGAGAAGCCAGCGCGAACGGCAGAACCAGCUUCUGCCAAUGAUACGAAGAAGCCCGCUGAGACAACAAGCCGUCCUCGGAACUACUUUUCUACGUCUACAACCGAUGAGGUCCCCGAGGUGGACCGAUCGAACCCCCUGGCCAAGGAUCCGACUCUGCUGGCGGCUCUGAAACGGGCUGCCGCGUUGCGACAAUCUGAAGAGGCCGCUGCCGACGCCGAAGAUGUCGACUCGGAGACAGCGCUUCGACGGAAGAAAUUCCUGGAGGAGGCACGUCGCCGAGAGGCAUUGGAUGCGAUGGACAUGGACAUGGGUUUUGGAGGAAGCCGCAACGAGGACGAAGAGGACGACGAAGAGGUGGUGCUGGAGACGGAGAACCGUGGCGGAAAGAAGAGGAAACGAGGCCCGAAGAAGAAGAAGGGUGACAAGGACAGCGCGGCAGAUGUGAUGAGCGUGUUGGAGGGGAGGAAGAAAGAGUAAUCUUCUAUUUUGAGAUACCAUGACUAUACUUUCUCCGUUGUGUACUCCCAGAAUAACAACCCCCUAUAACCGCAGACUAUAUACAUCUCCUGAUAUUUCAAAUACAGACUCACC
This is a messenger RNA of Aspergillus sclerotioniger CBS 115572, 2063 nucleotides long. RefSeq lists its product as uncharacterized. Gene Ontology annotation, biological process: mRNA splicing, via spliceosome. Lineage: Eukaryota; Fungi; Ascomycota; Eurotiomycetes; Eurotiales; Aspergillaceae. Bases 324 to 1949 code for a protein of 541 amino acids. Gene Ontology annotation, cellular component: nucleus. The record is from RefSeq and is a predicted model, not a curated record. The transcript has 2 exons.